This is a messenger RNA of Pimephales promelas (fathead minnow), 1902 nucleotides long. The record is from RefSeq and is a predicted model, not a curated record. Lineage: Eukaryota; Metazoa; Chordata; Actinopteri; Cypriniformes; Leuciscidae.
AUGCCUGCUGCUGAUGAGAGAGUGGGAUCAGCAGAAAAUACAGAGGGCAGAGAAGAGGAUGAGCCGCCAGGACAACCCUCCACUUCUGGAAGGGCAGCCCGCCAAACCCGUGCCCCGCAAAAGGACCAUCCCUCCUCGAAAGCCAGAAAAUACAGAGAGGAAUACAUAAACUAUGGUUUCACGUGCAUUGUUAUAAAUCAGGUACAACACCCUCAAUGCGUUGUGUGCUCCGAAGUCCUCGCACAUGAGAGUCUGAAGCCCGUGAAAAUGCAAAGACACCUGAACACCAAACACCCCAGCCUCACAGAUAAACCCACCGACUUUUUCCGCAGAAAGGAGAAACAGUUACAGGGACAAAAAAAAGUCAUUUCUAAACAAACAGCUAUCCCCGCUAAAGCUCAGAAGGCUUCAUAUGAAGUUGCAUAUUUAAUUGCACAGAACAAAAAGCCACACACCAUCGGAGAAACUUUAAUCAAACCAGCAGCAAUAGUUAUGAGUCGCGUCAUGCAUGGAGAUAAACUGGCCGCUGAGCUGGAACAAGUGCCGCUCUCUGAUGGGACUGUAUCCCGCCGCAUUACAGACAUGGCUCAGGAUAUCAAGUGUCAACUGAUUGAAAGAGUGAAGAAGAGUGGGAGGUACGCCUUACAACUGGAUGAAUCCACAGACGUGUCAAGCACCGCUCAACUCCUUGUAUUUGUCAGAUAUAUUUUUGAGGGGAAACUAAAUGAGGAAAUGUUAUUUUGUACGCAACUGGAGGGAACAUGCACAGGCGAGGACAUUUUCAAUAAGCUGGACAGCAAACUUAAAGAUGAAGGCCUAUCUUGGGGCGAGUGCAUAUCAGUGUGCACAGACGGAGCUGGGGCAAUGCUGGGAAAAAAUAAAGGACUAAAGGCACGAGUCCUCCAAGUUGCACCUCACAUCAACUUCACGCACUGCAUCAUACAUAGAGAAGCCCUCGCAUGCAAAACCCUGAAUGCGGAGUUUAAACAUGUUCUUGACACUGCUGUGAAGAUUGUUAAUUACAUAAAAUCACGUCCACUCAACACACGACUGUUUUCCACUCUCUGUAGUGAAAUGGGAUCAGAGCACAAAGGCCUGCUCCUACACACAGAAGUCAGGUGGCUGUCGCGAGGAAAUGUGCUGAGACGCCUGUUCGAGCUGCGGGAUGAGGUGCGCAUUUUCCUCACAGACCAAAGAUCUCCACUUGCUGAGCAUCUGUCUGAUGCUGACUGGGUGACAAGACUGGCAUAUUUGUCAUGUAUUUUUGAAAAACUCAACGGACUAAAUGUGUCCCUGCAAGGUGAAAACACAAACAUCUUGUACCUUAAUGAUAAAGUGCAGGCAUUUACGAGAAAGCUGGUGCGUUGGAAAGAGAGAGUGGAAAUGGGAUGCAUAGACAUGUUUUCUGAGCUGGAAGAAUUCAUGGAGGAAAAUGCACUCAGUGUUAACAGCAUCAAGGUGUCUAUUAUGGCUCACCUUCAGUCCCUUUUGGAUCACUUUCAUAAGUAUUUCCCUGAAGGAGACGCUCCCGACCAAUAUGACUGGAUAAGGUCACCAUUUAAUGUAACCACAGCAAAUCAUCUGGGGUCUGAUAUGGAAGAUGCGCUGAUAGAACUUUCAACCGAUCGAACCCUGAGGACGGCAUUUGACAGCAAGACGCUGGACGAGUUCUGGGUUUCUGUCGCGCUGGAAUAUCCACAGUUGUCGAAAGCCGCGUUGGAUGUACUCAUGCAAUUUGGCUCAACGUAUUUAUGCGAAAAGUCAUUCUCCACGCUGACUUACAUUAAGAAUAAACACAGGUCACGGCUUAACGUGGAAGAUGAUCUACGGGUGGCGAUCUCCAAAAUUGAACCUAGAGUGGACCUGCUUUGCUCCGCGCAUAGCGCCCAUCCAUCACAUUAG